This is a messenger RNA of Coregonus clupeaformis (lake whitefish), 3615 nucleotides long. Its product is annotated as nuclear receptor subfamily 5 group A member 2-like. The record is from RefSeq and is a predicted model, not a curated record. The coding region runs from base 153 to 1775 and encodes 540 amino acids. Lineage: Eukaryota; Metazoa; Chordata; Actinopteri; Salmoniformes; Salmonidae. Gene Ontology annotation, molecular function: RNA polymerase II cis-regulatory region sequence-specific DNA binding; zinc ion binding; nuclear receptor activity. Gene Ontology annotation, cellular component: RNA polymerase II transcription regulator complex. The transcript is spliced from 7 exons. Gene Ontology annotation, biological process: hormone-mediated signaling pathway; tissue development; regulation of transcription by RNA polymerase II.
ACAGUCCAAUAGUGGGUCCUUAGACAGACAGCAGAGGUCCUGCUGUGGCUGCCUGCCUCUCUGUCUCUGUCUGUCCGUUUGUCUGUCUGGGCUCCUGCUGCUUCUGGCUAUGAGGAACUAGUUAGGGUGUGUAGGCUAUCCCCUCUUCCAAAAUGAACGUACCCCAGGGCCAUCACCAUGCGGACCAGUGCCAGGACCUACGCCAGGCCCAGCCUCUGGAUCUGUUGUCUUCGGAGGGAUCGUUAACAUCUCAGGAGCUGAAGACAGAGCCAGAGACCAGGCCAGAUCAGGCUGAGGGCUGUCCAGUCUGUGGAGACAUAGUGUCUGGCUACCACUAUGGACUGCUCACCUGCGAGAGCUGCAAGGGUUUCUUCAAGCGUUCGGUGCAGAACAACAAGCGUUACACCUGUGUAGAAAGACAGAGCUGUCCCAUGAACCCCUCCCAGAGGAAACGCUGCCCCUACUGCCGCUUUCAGAAGUGCCUGGCCGUGGGCAUGAAGAGAGAGGCGGUAAGGGCAGACCGAAUGAGAGGUGGCCGGAACAAGUUUGGCCCUCUGUAUCGACGAGACAGGCAGAUGAAACAGCAGAGAUGGGUCUACCACCACCAGCAGCACAACACCACCCCCUACAGUAUCAAACUGGAAAGUGCACAAACACACCAGCCUUCCGUUUCAAACAUUCACCUGAUGUCCAGUCACACAUCGGCACCCCUGCCCUCUGGCAAUUUCCACCAAUCGCAGGCCUACCCCUCCAAUAUGGGCCAUUCGGAGCUCCCCCCCAUGCUUCUGGACUGCACCAUGAACCGGGACAGGGGGGCUCUAGCUCCUCCUCUGUCCCUGGCUUACCCUGGACUGUACCACCGUUCCUUCCAUGUAGGGGGAUCAGGAUACCCCCAGGAGAAAAGUGAGAUGAUGCCUUACAGCUACGGCCCAGCACCUCCAACCCCGCCCAUACCUAACGGGUUACUCACCCCACUCACCACGCCCACAACCACCCCGAGCUCCACUCCAAGCUCCACCGCGAUCCAAACCUCCAUAUUGACUGCUCCCACACCUAGCUUCCUGGCCCAGCUUCUGGAGGGUGAGCCAGAUGAGAGCCAGGUGUGUGCCAAGGUGCUGGCCAGCCUACAGAGAGAGCAGGCAAGCCGCGGGAAACACGACCACCUCAACACCUUCAGUAUCAUGUGUAAAAUGGCUGACCAGACUCUGUUCGGGCUUGUGGAAUGGGCCAGGAACAGUAUUCUCUUCAAGGAGCUCAAGGUGGAGGACCAGAUGGUGCUGCUGCAGAGCUGUUGGAGUGAGCUGCUGGUGCUGGAUCACCUGUGUCGACAGGUGGCCUACAGCAGAGAAAGCUGCAUCUAUCUGGUCACAGGACAACAGAUUGAGGUGUCGAACAUCCUGACCCAGGCAGGGGUCACUUUGACCAGUCUGGUGUCAAGGACUCAGGACCUGGUGGUCAAACUCAAGGCCCUCCACCUGGACACACAGGAGUUUGUGUGCCUCAAAUACCUGGUCCUCUUCAACCCUGACGUGAAGUCGGUGCAGGACCGCCGGCAGGUGGAGCGGACCCAGGAAAGGGUGAACCGCACCCUGAUGGACCACACCCUCUACACCCACCCGGGUCACUCCGACAAGUUUGGCCAACUGCUGCUACGGCUUCCUGAGAUUCGCAGCAUCAGCCUGCAGAUGGAGGAGUAUCUGUACCAGCGCCACCUACUGGGCGAUCUGCCCUGCAACUCAUUGCUCACAGAGAUGCUGCACGCUAAACACAGCUGAAUACCACCUUGCCUUGCUAACAGAGAUGCUGAACACAGUUGAACAACACCCUGGGCUUGUCCCAAAUGGCAGCCUAUUCCCUACAUGGUGUACUACCUUUAACCAGGGCCCAUAGAGCUCUGAUCAAAAGUAGUGCACUAUAUAGUGAACAGGGUGCCAUUUGGGACGCACACCCUGCUCCACUCACAGAGAUGCUGAUUGCUAUGCACAGCUGAACAACUACCUGCUGGACUAGGCUGGUGGGCUCCCUCUCUUCACCUGGGUUGUGUUCAUUUGGCACAGGGAGAGGCUACUUUUUGUAUUCCAUUGUAAAACAUUUUUGCCAAGGUGUAGCAUGAUGAACACGACAUUGUCCCUAAACACAGAUCUAAGAUUUUCAAAAGUUAUCUAUCUGGGUUUCUCCUAUCGAAUAGGAUUAAAUGCAUAGAAAUAGAAUGAAUAAAACUGACAAAUCAUUGACUUGAAUGGGGACUCCCGUUCUAUAUAUUCUUUCUAUGCAUUUAAUCCUAUCCGAUAGCUGAAAUCCAUUUUUGAAAAGUUGUGCCCAGAUGACCCGACCCCCAUUCCUAACCAUAACCAUUAAGGGGAUAAGACAUUAACAUCUGAUCCAGGAUCUGUGGUUAGUAACAACAUCCAUCUACUUUGUGUGCUUCCUCCCAAGUAAUCAUUACCGGUUAUUCAGAUCAGUAUUACAUUAUUCAAACUCAUCUCUAAAUUAUCAUUUGUUUGAAACCCUGAGUUAACUAGUCAGUAUUCAGUCAGAUGGGAGUAGGAACCAAAACACUGCCAUUUGCUCUCUCCUCUUCUCCUGUACACCCAUUAUGCAGACGACAUAUACAUCACAUUGUCUUGUCAAAUGAUGUUUAUCAGUUUUGUUUUCUGUCAGAUAAAACCUGGAGUAAAUUAUGUCAUCCCUUUACCACUGCUGCUACUAGUCGGUAGUAGUUCAGUUACGUUCCCUUUCUUGGACAGGGGGAUGAUAGCGGACAUCUUGAAGCAGGUGGGGAUAGAGGCCUGAGCUAGAGAGAGAUUGAACAUGUCAGAACACAACAGCCAGCUGGUCUGCACAUGCUCUGAGGGCACGGCUAGGGAUGCCGUCUGAGCCGGAAUCCUUGUGAGGGUUAAAACGUUUAAAUGACUUCCAUACGUCCUCCGUGGAGACUGUGUGUGUAGCCACGUUGUCUCCUCGGCAGCUAAGGGUCACUGUGCUGACUCUUGAGAAAAUGCUGUUUAACUCAGCCGGUAGGGCGGCGUAGGUGUCCAUGACAUUGCUGGCUUUCUUUUUGUAGUCUGUGAUCGUUAGGAGCUUCUACCACAUAUGCCUUGUGUCCGACCCCUGAAUUCCUCCUCCUCUUUGUCUCUAUACUUGUGUUCCACCAUCUUGAUCAAUCUGUGUAGGUCGUAUUUGUACUGUUUUAACCAAACUAUUAUCCCCGGUGUCACCCUGCCGUGUUUAUAAGCAGCAUCUUUCUCCUUCAGUUUUCAGACAAGGCUGCUAUCAAUCCACUGUUUUUGAUUCAGGAAUAUUUUGAAAGACACCAUCGGUAUGGCAUCAUCUAUGCAUUUUUUUAUGAAUUCGGUGACUGAGUCAACUGGAACAUAUAUUCCAGUCCACAUGAUCAAAAGUCUUGGAGCAUGGAUUCUGAUUGGUCAGACAAGCGUUGUACAGACCUGACCACCAGAACAUCCCUCUUGAGACUGUUUGUAGGCGGGGGAGCAAAAUGGAGUCAUGGUCAGAUUUGCCGAAAGGGAGAUGGCCUUCUAUCCGUGUCACAGUGUCCCCUGUAGCUCAGUUGGUAGAGCAUGGCGCUUGCAACGCCAGGGUUGUGUGUUCGUUUCC